Messenger RNA from Ambispora leptoticha, 127 nucleotides. NCBI's taxonomy places the organism in Eukaryota, Fungi, Glomeromycota, Glomeromycetes, Archaeosporales, Ambisporaceae. The record is from the annotation of a GenBank genome assembly.
UUAUUUUUAUAAAAGUGAUGUCAUAUUUGGAACUGAUAGUAAGAAACGUCGCGAGAUCAUCAAUAUUCAAGGAAUAAAUGAAUCCACAGUCGCUGUAUGUGCCAAAGGUUAUAAUCAUAUUGAAUGA